GUGAUGCGGGCUCCGUGUCAGCACUGUGGGCCAGGCUUCCUAUUCAUACCGGAGCUGUCAAACCAGCCCCUCUCACCGAAACCACCGCGCUCCCUACCGGAAAACCAGGGCGGCCGGGCCGGGGGCUGUGUGCAGUGCCAUGCGAGCCGCUCCCGGGAGGGCGAGGACGGGAGCCAUGAACGAGGCCGGUUCUGCCUAGCUGGAGCUGCGGGGAUGGAGCACACCGAGCUCCCGUGGGAGACUGCACCGAGCGCACACUGACAGCCGUGAUUACCGCAGGCCCCGGGACACUGCGCUUUACUCCUCCCGGCAGAGGAUGAGCUAUAAUCCAGAACUGAGGUAGUUCUUAUGUCAGUGAUUCCCUUGCAUAUCAAGUGCGUCAACGCCUAGGAAUCCAUCAGGUUUCCUCCAAAUGACUUCCCUGGUAGUCUUUUAAAACUCUGCUAAGCUGAAUUCCUCCGGUUACUGAUUCUGGCAGCUUUGGAGAAGCAACAAUUUGGUCUUCAAGAUGCUGAUUAAGGAAUAUCGCAUCCCGCUUCCCAUGACUGUGGAGGAAUACCGCAUCGCCCAGCUCUACAUGAUCCAGAAAAAGAGCAGAGAGGAGACUUGUGGCGAGGGCAGUGGGGUGGAGAUCCUGGAGAAUCGACCUUACACAGAUGGUCCUGGGGGCACCGGUCAGUACACACACAAGGUUUACCACAUUGGAAUGCACAUACCCAGCUGGUUUCGCUCCAUACUUCCCAAAGCUGCCUUGCGGGUGGAAGAGGAGUCAUGGAAUGCAUAUCCCUACACAAGAACCAGAUACACUUGCCCUUUUGUGGAGAAGUUUUCCAUUGACAUAGAAACUUUUUAUAAAUCUGACUCUGGUGAACAUGCCAACGUGUUCAAUCUUUCUCCUGCAGAAAAACGACAGACAACGCUUGAUCCCAUUGAUAUCGUCAUGGAUCCAAUCCCUCCGCACGAAUACAAGGCUGAAGAGGAUCCCAAACUUUACAAGUCCUCUAAGACUAAAAGAGGUCCUUUGUCCGAUGACUGGAUUGAAGAGCAGAGGAAUAACCUUGGAAGAUAUCCCAUCAUGUGCGCCUACAAACUUUGCAAAGUGGAGUUCCGCUACUGGGGCAUGCAAUCCAAAAUUGAGAGAUUCAUCCAUGAUGUUGGUCUUCGGAAAGUUAUGGUCAGAGCUCACAGGCAGGCAUGGUGCUGGCAAGAUGAAUGGUACGGCCUUACCAUAGAAGAUAUCAGACAGCUGGAGAAAGAAACCCAGUUAAUGCUUGCUCAGAAAAUGGCACAGUUUAGCCUUAGUGAGAAUGAAGGUGAACAGCAUGGAACAAAAGAGUCCCCUAGUGAGAAGGAUUCCGAGAACAAGGCCAUUACAUCUAUAGAGACCACAGAUGAGCCUAGUGGCAUGACCGAGUCAUUGUCAGGAAGAGGGCUUACCAAGCAAUGGUCAACAUCAUCUAGGUCAUCAAGAUCUUCAAAGAGAGGAGCGAGCCCAUCUCGUCAUAGCAUUUCUGAAUGGAGGAUGCAGAGCAUCGCUAGAGAUUCAGAUGAGAGCUCGGAUGAUGAAUUUUUUGACGCUCAUGAAGAUUUGUCAGAUAACGAGGAAGUGUUACCUAAGGAAAUCACAAAGUGGAACUCUAAUGAUCUCAUGGACAAGAUUGAAACUACAGAGACGGAUGACUUGCAUGAUGAUUCAUAUCAUGAAACUGAAGAAUACACAGUCCGUUCCAGUGUGGAAAGGUUAAGCAUCAUGGAAACGCACACAACUGUAAAUCACGUACAAGUCAUUCCCAGCAUUCCAUCUAUUACUCUCACAAAUGUCAUUACAGCUUCCACUGUAGAAGAUGAAUCUGCACAGGUCUCCAUUCAGCCAUGUAAAAUCCACGUGUUGAUCUUGGUACUCCAUGGGGGCAAUAUCCUGGAUACAGGCUCUGGAGAUCAGAGUUCCAAGCAGGGUGACGUAAAUACCAUAAACUCUGUGUUUGACACCGUGAUGAGGGUCCAUUACCCCGCAGCAUUAGGACAUAUUGCGGUCAGGCUCGUGCCCUGCCCAGCCAUCUGCUCAGAAGCAUUCUCACUGGUAUCCAACUUGAGUCCAUACAGUUAUGAUGAAGGCUGCUUAUCCAACAGCCAGGAUCACAUACCUCUGGCAGCGCUCCCACUGCUGGCCACCUCUUCUCCACUGUACUUGGAAGCCGUGGCCACUGUCAUCCACCGCGCCAACCAGGUGUUUGCUGACUUCACAAAGUCACAAGAGGGGGCAUCCUUCACUGGACAGGUGUGCUUAGUUGGAGACUGCGUGGGAGGAAUCUUAGGAUUUGAUGCCUUAUGUUACAGCAAUCAGACCGUGUCCGAGAGUCAGAAUAGCAGCCGGAGAGGGAGUGUUGUGAGUGUACAGGAUACAGACCUCUUAUCACCAGGAAUCAGUGUCAACAGCAGCUACUGCUCCAGUGGGUCGAACCUGGAGACCAGUCGACAUUUGAGUAGGAGCAAUAUUGACAUACCUCGGAGCAAUGGGGAAGACCAAAAGAGACCCCUACCUAGAAAAAGAAGUGAUUCCUCUACAUAUGAGUUGGACACCAUCAAGCAGCACCAAGCUUUCCUCUCUAGUUUACAUUCAAGCGUCCUGAGAAAUGACCCUGGGUCCAGAAGGUCAAGUAGCUCCACAAUGCUUGAUGGAGGAAACAUUGGAAAGUUUGAUUUUGAGAUCACAGAUUUCUUCCUGUUUGGCUCUCCUCUGGGACUUGUGCUGGCUCUGAGGAAAACCGUGAUUCCGGCACUAGAUGUUUUUCAGCUCAGACCUGGUUGUCAACAAGUCUAUAACCUGUUUCACCCAGCUGACCCAUCUGCCUCUAGAGUUGAGCCUCUUCUGGAAAAGAAGUUUCACCUGUUACCUCCUUUUAAUGUCCCUCGCUAUCAGAGAUUUCCACUGGGUGAUGGCAACUCUGCUGUGUUGGUCGAGGCUGUGCAGAACAAUCCCAUCCUACUUAUGGAAGGCAGCCCAGCGGUUGCUCUCCAGCGUCAAGAUGGCAUCACGGAAACCUGUAUCCCUGUUCCUGUCCGAAGCUGCCAAGACACUUCCAGUAAAAGUGCCACUUGUGUUGAAUCGGAUGUUGUUCAGUUUCAUGGUGCAGUCUUCGUGGAAAAUGCAUCCCCUUCUUCCCCUAUAACAGCCCCCCUCUUCAGGGGAUACCGAAGAGCAAGUGAAAUCAGCAUUGCAAGUCAGGUCUCGGGAAUGGCAGACAGUUACACAGCUUCAAACAUAGCUAACAAAACAAAAAAUCGUUUUAACAAUUCCAGAAAGCUAAGUCUCCUGUCCGAGCUUGCUCUCCCUUACACCCCUUACACAAACCCAGGUGUCCCUUCAAAACAUAGACAGUGCCACUCUGAGCAGACUAAUCUAGGAAAAAAGCUAGAGGAGAGGGAUUGGAGUCACAACAUGACCCCACACAUCCCUGACCUGGACAUCUCUAAAGUUGCAGCCAAAUGGUGGGGCACAAAAAGAAUUGAUUAUGCCCUGUACUGCCCAGAUGCCCUCACUGCUUUCCCCACGGUAGCACUUCCUCACCUUUUCCAUGCCAGCUAUUGGGAAUCCACUGAUGUGGUCUCUUUCCUCCUGAGGCAGGUCAUGAGGCAUGAAAAUUCCAGCAUUCUAGAGCUGGUUGGGAAGGAGGUUUCUGUGUUUAGCCCUUCAAAACCGAGGGAAAAAUGGUUGAGGAAACGAACGCAUGUGAAAUUAAGGAAUGUGGCUGCCAACCACAGAAUUAACGAUGCAGUUGCAAAUGAAGAUGGUCCUCAGACUCUCACUGGAAGGUUUAUGUAUGGUCCUCUUGAUAUGGUGACACUGACUGGAGAAAAGAUUGACAUUCAUAUUAUGACUCAGCCCCCUGCUGGAGAGUGGGUUUACUUCGAUACAGAAAUUAGUAAUGGCAGUGGAAGAAUUUCUUACGUGAUCCCUGAAAACAAAAGACUCGGAAUAGGGGUGUAUCCUGUCAAAAUGGUGGUCAGGGGAGACCAUACCUUUGCCGACAGCUACAUUACUAUUUUACCAAAAGGGACAGAGUUUGUUGUGUUCAGCAUCGAUGGAUCUUUUGCAGCUAGUGUAUCUAUUAUGGGCAGUGACCCCAAAGUCCGAGCAGGGGCAGUCGAUGUAGUGAGGCACUGGCAAGAUCUUGGCUACCUCAUUAUCUAUGUCACAGGCAGACCUGACAUGCAGAAGCAAAGGGUGGUGGCAUGGCUUGCACAGCACAACUUCCCCCACGGCAUCGUGUCAUUUUGCGAUGGACUGGUCCACGAUCCCCUUCGGCAUAAAGCAAACUUUCUAAGAAGCCUCAUUACAGAUGUACACAUGAAGGUGCAUGCAGCAUAUGGCUCGACAAAGGAUAUAACAGUGUACAGCUCCUUGGGUCUGUCACCAUUGCAAAUUUAUAUAGUAGGCCGACCCACAAAGAAGUUACAGCACCAAUGUCAGUUUAUCACGGAAGGCUAUGCCUCUCACCUUGCUCAACUGGAAUAUAACCACCGCUCCCGGCCUGCGAAGAACGCGAGCAGGAUGGCCCUACGAAAGGGGAGUUUUUGUCUUCCCGGUCAGUCAGAUUUUCUUAGGAAGAGAAACCACUUACUUCGAACCAUUUCCACACAGCCCACGGGUAGCAACCAUAAACCAGAGAGAACACAAAGUCAGUCAGAAAGUGAGCGCGAUCGGGAAAAAGAACGUAGCCAAAGAAGCAUGAGCAUUGCAGCAGGGUGCUGGGGGAGGAGCGCAGCCACCGCUAAGUUGGAAUCUGGCGUUUUAAGUCAGAAGUAACUUUCCCUCGUCCUGGACAUUCUCUUAUGCUUGAAUUUGCCACUAAACGGGAGAAAACAAAAGGGAUUGAGGCAUAUCUUUGCAGGAAAGAUGGAGUUAACCAAAUGGUGCUACUAUAUAACAACAUUUAGCAAAGCUGGUGACAGACGGGUGGAACUGCAGGCCUUAAAUUGGGUAUUGAUGCCCAUGGGAUUAAUUGUGACAGGACCACACUGUGGUCAAACAAAAAUUCUAUAAAGCUCAACUUAUAUCUCCCCCCUCCCCAUAAUCCAGGUUUCAGAGACAUAUCAUUGUAUAUAUGUGCCUCCUUUACCUUCUUAGCCAUCUCUGAAAUAUUCCUGAAUAAUGCACAAACAUGUUUCCGGAUCAAAACAAAAGGGAAAAUAUCAAACGCUUUGGAUGUUCCCUGGUUGGCCGAUAUCAUUGAAUACAACUACAAGAACAGGCCAUUUGUGUAGAAUGAUGGGAUAACCACUAGGAUUAAUAAGCUUCAGCAAUGCCCAAAACACAUUCUUCUUAAAACAAGGCACAAUCGAUCAGAACCCUUUGGGUGUUUUUUUGUUGGUUUUUUUUUACGUUUUGUUAAAACGGUUUCACAUGAGACUAAAUUGUACAUCUCUUAAAAAAAUCGGCCUUGCUAGUUGUGAUCUAUUGCUGUUGCAUAUUGAUCUGGAUGAUUACAUUAUUUCCUAAAGGUAGACACAGUAGAUGCAGAUAUGGAAGCAUAUUGUACGGAUAUAUAGAAAUAUGUUUUGUUGUUUUUUUUUGUAAUUAUUAUUUUUUUGUUAUGAGAUCAGAACUCCCGUCCAUUAACCCCAAAAAAAUCAUGUUUUUUCCUUUCCCUCCCCCCCUUCCCUUUCCCUCCCCUCCCCCCCCCUUGUUUCUAUGGUCUUUUGGCUUCCUGAUGCGUCCAGCUAGCUACUUUAUGUGUAGUUGCUCAACUUUAAAACCUCAUUGUUUUUGUUUGUUUUCUUUGCACUAAUAAUUUUUAGAUAGGAGAUCUGUUACCAUCUCAUGUUGCUACACAUCCUUGUCUGUAGUGCAUGGUAAUUAAAUAUUGCUAAGCCAGGGUAUAGAUAUUUUAUGUGCAACUGUUUCUUCGCAGUUAGAAAUUAAGCAGGUGUGCCAAACUGUAGUGUAAAAGAAGCUAAACAGUAAAAGGCCAUAUCCUAAUUUUGUCUGCUCCAGGAAAUGGUAGUUGAAGACAACUCAAUUUAUAUAGGCAUUGCCUAACAGGAAAACUGUGCUUUUUUCACUUCUAGUCACUUGUAAAAAUAGCUAUAAAACAUCUCAUAACCUGCUGUACUAGUUAUUUAAAGGGUGAACCAUUUUGCAGCAUACACUGUAUUAGAUCCAGCACUGUGAACACUUUCUGUUCUUUGUUUAGAAAAUUGGACUGUGAGCCAAACAACAUUUUAUUUAAUAUACUCUUAUCACACUUUUUUAUGUAUAAAGUUAGAACUAUUUUUAAGCAACCCUCUGCUGCCAAAGUGGCAGGGAAUUGGCUAAAUACCAGAUAUAGACAACCUCUUCUUAUACCAAAUCAUUAACAUUUCAACCUUUGGCAAACCUCUGUAUGCUGCAGAUGAUAGCAUGGCUUGCCUUUGUAAGCUCACCUUUGUCCGAGACUUGCUGCUGCCUAACAGUGGUAUUACAAUUGCAUUGUGUUACUAUUGAACAUGUGAUAAUGCAGUUUUGAUCAGUACCACUAAAUCGUCUACUGAAGCAUGAGAUUUUACGUUUAUUUGAUUUUAGGUUUUUUUUUUUGUUUGUUUUUUAACAUGAAGUUUAAACUUUUUUUUUAUACCAGAAUACUCUGUAAAAACAAUAUGUUUAUGGAUAAUAUAUAAUCUUGAUCUAUAUAGUCGCCUAAAAGAUAGCUGCCACAACACGUUAUUUGAGAGGUCAUAUACCACAGCUAGCACACACUAAAUAAAUAGUGGCUAAAUGAGAGGGUUCUAGCCCAUGACUGAAGAGCAAGUUUCAUAGAUUGUUUAGGUUUAUAUUGAGAAGCAGACAGUGGCUCUGCACUAGAUAAUGUGCGAUUUGCUUGAUGUUGUGUGUGUGUGUGUGUUCUAUAUUUCUUAACUUGGGGUUAACGGUUAAGCAGUUGGCAGUAUAAGAGUGCACUGGACUAACUAAGAUCUCGGCAGCAGCAUCAUGGCCAUGUAACUGCCUAUUACAAUAAAAAAUACAACUGCUGUAAAACUGAAACUCUGAAAUAUUAACAAAAAACAUGAUGCGGAUGUGAAGAAUUGGAUAUGGCCUUUACAAGAGAGAUUGCUGAGCUGCAAUGCACAAAGGAGGAAAUGUAUGUAAAUUUAUUGUAAUGUGCAAGGGAUGCUAACCUAUUGUGUGUAGAUAUUGUAAAACAUAAGAAUGUAAAUGUUCCGAAAAAGUGGUUAUAUAAAAAGUGAAAGUUAUUUAUUUAUGUAGAAAAUGUCUGGGGUGGGGGGGGAGGGAAGAGACCCUCUGGGUUUUUAAUGAAUAUUUAAAAGGAAAAAAAAAAAGUGACACAUUAGUUUGUUUUUGUUUUGUUUCAUGCAUUAUGUACAAAGAAACAAAUUUAAAGGACCAAGUAUAAUGUAAUGUUACUUGCAGAAGUGCAAUAUUAUAUAUUCACCUCUAUAGCUCCAUAUUUUCAGAGUAGAAUUGACAAUCAUAUUUCUUCAUCCAUUAACUCUUUGAUAAGCUUCUUCAAAAUUUCUAGCCUUUCCUGCAUAGGGAGUAUUGAGUUUUUUGCCACGGGCAAAGAUUUUUGAAAAAUCAUAGAUAAUUGUACUGAAUGGACAGAUUUCUGGAAAGACACACUUUCGGAAGACCCUUCUUUUACAAAGUCUAACGCAUUCUCCCGAAAUCUGGUCUUUCCAACAUUUUGUUAGUACAGUAAAGAAAAAAAAAAUGAUACUAUGAAUAUCUAUUAUUUUACAUCUGCCUCCUUGACACAAUACUUUCAACUUCAGUACUAUGGAAGGUACCACGCGAAAAAGUGUACAAACUUAAUAUUCUAUCGAGACUGCAAUAAUAUCAGAUUAUGCAGAAAUGUGGAAAGUGAGAUUUUGUUGCUAGCUUCCAUAGUUGAUUUUUUCAGAUUAGAAGAUCCUCAUAAACUGUUGAAUUGUGAGUAUCAUGUAAGUUUGUAUCCAUUUUCCAAUAGCAAUAGGUUAAAUCAGCUUCUACUGGGGGGAGAGGUGUAGCUCACGCUGACAGAGCAGUGUGUAUAUUUAGAUAAAACAUAACUAUGAUUUAUUGGUUUAAAACAGCUAUUUAUUUUUGUCAACGUUUCAUAAAAGCAUCAUCCUCCAGUGUCCAUUUUUUCCCUUCUAGACGUUGUCCAUUUUAAUUCCAAGCUCCUUAGUCUCAAAUAACCAAAAUAUUAAAAUAAGUUUACAGUGUUAGGAAAAACAAAUACAAUAAAUGAAAACCAGUUAACUCACUGGACGUUACAGAUUUCACUCUUUCACUGCCGAGGGGCCUGCCAGCAUGGUUAAGAGGCCCCGUUAACUAUGAAAGCGCAAAAUGCAGUCCACGUCCCCGUCCGUAUAGGAACCUGCACUUUCAGAAGCCCAGACAGAGAGGUUUUUCACCUUUUGCUGCAUUUCCUAUAAGUUCCAGUAGCCUUACAUUUCUCUCACCCUGCUCUGUAUUUUCACCGUGAGUAGAAUUAUCUUUGACUGUCAGUUUUAUAUAUUUAACUAGAUUUGAUUUGUAAAGAGAUGUUUGUUAGGGAUAACUCAGAAGACAUACAAAUGUGACAGAGACAGAGACAGGCACAAGACCACAGCCUCUUCCAAAUGUCUGUUGCUUCCUGGUUUUCAUUUCUUGUAUUCCUUUGGGGUAAGUGUGUAUAAAUGCUCUCUUGCUUGUAUGUGACAAACCAUACUGACCACUUGCUAUUAGUGUGUUGUUUUACACCUCUGUGUGCUUCCUGUGCAGUACCCAUUGUACGUUACACAGAUUAAACCUUCGGGAAGGCUA
Messenger RNA from Pelobates fuscus (common spadefoot toad), 8785 nucleotides. It is a transcript of the gene PITPNM2, whose product is annotated as phosphatidylinositol transfer protein membrane associated 2. Gene Ontology annotation, biological process: phospholipid transport. The record is from RefSeq and is a predicted model, not a curated record. Bases 509 to 4807 code for a protein of 1432 amino acids. The transcript is spliced from 28 exons. Gene Ontology annotation, molecular function: phosphatidylcholine binding; phosphatidylinositol transfer activity; phosphatidylcholine intramembrane carrier activity. Gene Ontology annotation, cellular component: cytoplasm. NCBI's taxonomy places the organism in Eukaryota, Metazoa, Chordata, Amphibia, Anura, Pelobatidae.